AUGGCGCAGCGCUCGGGGAAGAUCACUCUCUAUGAGGGCACCCACUUCACGGGGCGGAAGCUGGAGGUCUUUGGGGACUGUGACAACUUCCAGGACCGAGGCUUUAUGAACCGGGUCAACUCCAUCCACGUGGAGAGUGGAGCCUGGGUCUGCUUCGACCACCCCGACUUCCGGGGCCAGCAGUUUGUCCUGGAGCACGGCGACUACCCUGACUUCUUCCGCUGGAACGGCCAUAAUGACCACAUGGGCUCCUGUCGGCCUGUGGGAAUGCACGGGGAGCACUUCCGCCUAGAAAUCUUUGAGGGCUGCAACUUCACUGGCCAGUGCCUGGAGUUCCAGGACGACUGCCCCUUCCUGCAGAGUCGGGGCUGGGCCAAGAACUGUGUCAACGCCAUCAAGGUGUACGGGGACGGAGCGUGGGUCCUGUACGAGGAGCCCAGCUACCGCGGCCGCAUGUACCUGGUGGAGCGCGGCGACUUCCGCAGCUUCUCCGACUGGGAGGCCCCCAGCGCUCGCGUCCAGUCCCUGCGCAGGGUGGUCAACUUCUUCUAGCCGGGCAGCCCGUGUCUGGCCUGGA
Equus quagga is the source of this 577-nucleotide messenger RNA. It is a transcript of the gene CRYGN, whose product is annotated as crystallin gamma N. The record is from RefSeq and is a predicted model, not a curated record. Bases 1 to 552 code for a protein of 183 amino acids. The transcript has 4 exons. Lineage: Eukaryota; Metazoa; Chordata; Mammalia; Perissodactyla; Equidae. Gene Ontology annotation, biological process: lens development in camera-type eye; visual perception. Gene Ontology annotation, molecular function: structural constituent of eye lens.